This is a messenger RNA of Rhineura floridana, 1332 nucleotides long. RefSeq names its product pepsin B-like. The coding region runs from base 1 to 1164 and encodes 387 amino acids. Gene Ontology annotation, molecular function: aspartic-type endopeptidase activity. Gene Ontology annotation, biological process: proteolysis. NCBI's taxonomy places the organism in Eukaryota, Metazoa, Chordata, Lepidosauria, Squamata, Rhineuridae. The transcript is spliced from 9 exons. The record is from RefSeq and is a predicted model, not a curated record.
AUGAAGUGGCUGAUCCUGGUACUGGCUUACCUCCACCUGUCUGAGGGGCUGGAGAGAGUCAUUCUGAAGAAAGGGAAAUCUGUUCGGGAGAACAUGAAGGAGAAAGGAGUGCUGGAUGAAUUUCUGAAGAAGCACCCCAUUGAUCCUGCACUGAAAUACCACUUGAAUGAAUACAACGUUGCUUAUGAACCAAUUACCAAUUAUUUGAAUUCUUUCUACUUUGGAGAGAUCAGUAUUGGGACUCCACCACAGGAGUUCCUGGUUCUUAUGGACACCGGCUCUUCCAAUCUCUGGGUACCUUCUGUGUACUGUAAUACUGCAGCCUGUGGUAAUCACCAUAGGUUCAAUCCCAGUGCAUCCUCUACUUAUUCCAACAAUGGACAGACCUAUACCCUAUCCUAUGGGAGUGGUAGCUUAACCGUCAUGCUAGGCUAUGACACUGUGCAGGUCCAGAAUAUUGUUGUUCGUAACCAGGAAUUUGGCCUAAGUGAGAGUGAGCCUUCCGAGCCUUUCUACUAUGCCAGUUUUGAUGGGAUUUUGGGCAUGGCUUAUCCUGCCAUGGCUGUAGGAGGUUACACUGUUAUGCAGCAGAUGCUGAGACAAGGGCAACUUUCUGAAUCCAUCUUCAGCUUCUAUUUCUCCCGCCAGCCAACUGUUCAGUAUGGAGGAGAACUAAUUUUGGGAGGCAUUGACAAUCAGUUAUUCUCUGGGGAAAUUUCCUGGGCACCUGUUACCCGUGAACUUUACUGGCAGAUUGCUAUUGAGGAGUUUGCUAUUGGCAGCGAGGCUACUGGCUGGUGUAGCCAAGGCUGCCAGGCAAUCGUGGACACUGGAACAUUUCUUCUUGCUGUCCCACAGCAGUACAUUGGAAAUUUCCUGCAGGCUGUGGGUGGUCAACAGUACAACAAUGAGUAUGUCGUGAACUGCAACAAUGUCCAGAACAUGCCCACUAUCACCUUUGUCAUUAAUGGAUCCCAGUUCCCACUGCCUCCUUCUGCCUAUGUCUCCAAUAACAAUGGCUACUGUACAGUUCAGAUUGAGGCCACAUACUUGCCUUCCCCAACUGGGCAGCCACUAUGGAUUCUGGGUGACGUCUUCCUGAAGGAGUAUUAUUCAGUCUAUGAUAUGGCCAACAAUAGGGUGGGCUUUGCACCAUCAGCCUAGGGGGGAAAAAAGCCCAAUCCCUUUCUGGAUUAAUACUGCUAUUCUCUUGGUCUUUGAUGGAAUCGUUCUUUUUUCUUUUUUUUCUUUUUGUAAAGGAAAUUGUAGUAUUCUUAACUUUCUAUAAUCCAUUUGUUCCCACUUGUAUAUAAUCAAUUAUCUUGAGAUCCG